AUGCAAGGACUUGAGUACAUCUCUGAAGAGGCAGUUAAAACUUCACUAUCAGAACUAGUGGAUACAAAAGCUGUGCUCACUUGCCGUCCUGUGCUGUGGCUAAGUGUGUUGGUAACAUGGGAAAUAGUCCUCAGAGACAAGCCGCCCUGCUUCAGAGCCUACAGACGUGAUACAAAUCAGACCAUAGGAGGAAACUGUACUGACAAAAGAAUAACCUGGGCCUCCAGACCUGACGAGAAUCCUGCCCUUCAGAUCGAUCCAGUGGCCAUCACUCAUGAUGGGAAUUACACGUGUCAAAUGGCAACAAGUGAUGGGAAUUUCCAUCAUGAGUAUCACCUCCAAGUGUUAGUGCCCCCUGAAGUGACCCUUGUUCAAACUGAGAAGGGAACUGCAGUGUGCAAGGCUGCUGUAGGGAAGCCGGCUGCACAGAUCUUCUGGACCCCAGAGGGGGAUUGUGCCACUGAGCAAGAGCCUUACUGGGGCAAUGGCACAGUGACCGUCCAGAGUACUUGCCGCUGGGAGGACCGCCAUGUGCUGAACGUGUCCUGCUCUGUCUCCCACUUGACUGGCAACAAGAGUCUGUCCAUAGAGCUGAAUAAAGCUUCACCUCUGCCUGUGUUAUCUAUGUUUAAAGGUGUCAGAACCCUGGGAUUUCCAGGAUCAGACUUACUGAUCAUUCUCUGUGUGAAAUCCUCUCUUUUGUUGGUUAUCCUGGUCUUCGUGGGAUUCAUCCACUUCCAGAGAACAAAUGAUUGCAGUGUGUGCCCAGUGGGAGUCCCACAGUGUGUGCCCAGUGAGAGUCCCAUAGAUGUCCCACCGUGUGCGCCCAGUGAGAGUCCCACAGAUGUCCCACAGCAUGUGACCAGUGAGACUCCCACAGAUGUCCCACCAUGUGUGCCCAGUGAGAGUCCCACAGAUGUCCCACAGCAUGUGCCCAGUGGAGUUCCACCAUGUGUGCCUAGCGAGAGUCCCAUAGAUGUCCCACCAUGUGUGUCCAGUGGGAGUACCACAGUGUGUGCCCAGGGAGACUCCCAGAGAUGUCCCACACUGUGA
Capra hircus (goat) is the source of this 1053-nucleotide messenger RNA. RefSeq names its product cell surface glycoprotein CD200 receptor 1. The coding region runs from base 1 to 1053 and encodes 350 amino acids. NCBI's taxonomy places the organism in Eukaryota, Metazoa, Chordata, Mammalia, Artiodactyla, Bovidae. The record is from RefSeq and is a predicted model, not a curated record. Gene Ontology annotation, cellular component: external side of plasma membrane. Gene Ontology annotation, molecular function: signaling receptor activity. The transcript is spliced from 5 exons. Gene Ontology annotation, biological process: regulation of neuroinflammatory response.